GGCAUUCACCUCCAUCAUUGUGCAUUUGACUACAUCACCAACCAAGCAUGUACCUGAGCAACCGGGCCGCGAGCCACCUAAGCAGCCCAGGGCGGGCCACCGAGCCCGGGCAGCAGCAGCAGCAGCAGGCCGGCUGCGAGCUGGAGAUGCUGGGUCGGGGGGGUGGCUGGGUGAACCAGGCGUACAGCGGCUCGACGCCGUCUCUCCCGCGGGCCGUCAGCACCGUCUACAGUCCGCAGCAGUCGCUCUUCCACAGCUCCAUGGACAGCGUGUGCAGCCUCGGCAUCCCGGGGGGCAUGGGCAGCCCCUACCCCCCACACAACGCCGCCAUCACUGCCGAUCCCAAGGGCUCAGCCAAGUCCGGAGCUGAGAAGAGGAAGAGCUCAGGGGGAUGCUGCUCUUGUCUGUCAAGGGCAAUUAAAGGCAUUUGGGGAACAACAAUGACCGAAGACACUUCAGAGGAUCGUGAACGUUACGUAAAAACAACAUUAAGAGAAUUACUCGUCUACAUUGUGUUCCUGGUGGACAUAUGUCUACUGACAUAUGGCAUGACAAGCUCCAGCACUUACUAUUACACCAAAGUCAUGACGGAUUUAUUUGUGCGCAACUCGGGUGACGGUGGAGUGCCGUUUCAGUCCAUUGGUAGCAUGGCGGACUUUUGGAUGUAUGCUCAGGGCCCGUUGCUAAAUGGCCUCUAUUGGACCAGGUGGUACAACAACCAGUCGCUAGACUACGGUAACCAGUCCUUCAUCUACCACGAGAACAUGCUGCUGGGGGUCCCCCGCAUGAGGCAGAUCAAGGUCAAGAAGAACUCCUGCAAGGUCCACAAGGACUUCCAGAAGGAGAUAUUCGACUGCUUUGAUGUGUACAAUGACAAGAAGGAGGAGGACGACGAGUUUGGUCUCAUCAACGGGACCGCUUGGCAGUACCACCAAGAGAAGGUCAUCAAAGGCUCCAGCCACUGGGGCCUGCUGACCACAUACAGUGGAGCAGGUUACUACCAGGACCUGGGCAAAACCAGGGAAGAGAGCCAGGAGGUGUUAGAAACACUGAGGACAAACCUCUGGCUGGACCGAGGAACCAGAGCGGUCUUCAUCGACUUUUCAGCAUACAAUGCCAACAUUAAUCUAUUCUGUGUUAUCAGGCUAGUUGUGGAAUUCCCAGCCACUGGAGGGGCGAUACCAUCCUACCAGAUCAGGACGGUGAAGCUGAUUCGCUACAUCACCACCUGGGACUACUUCAUCGUGGGCUGUGAGGCGGUGUUCUGCCUGUUCAUCCUCUACUACAUGGUGGAGGAGGCCCUGGAGCUGCGCAUCCACAAGUGCUCUUACUUCAACAGCAUCUGGAACAUUCUGGAUCUGGUGGUCAUCCUGCUCGCCCUUGUUGCCAUUAUUUUCAACGUGUUCCGGACCCUCAAAGUGGACAAACUGCUUGGCAAGCUUUUGGAGCAGCCUGACAUUUAUGCUGAUUUUGAGUUUCUUGCAUUUUGGCAAACGCAGUACAACAAUAUGAACGCUGUGAAUUUGUUCUUUGCCUGGAUCAAGAUAUUCAAAUACAUCAGCUUCAACAAGACCAUGACCCAGCUCUCGUCCACUCUGGCUCGAUGUGCCGCUGACAUCCUAGGCUUUGCUAUCAUGUUCUUCAUCGUCUUCUUCGCCUAUGCCCAGCUGGGAUAUUUACUGUUUGGAACAGAGGUUGAAUCCUUCAGCACAUUUAAUAAAUGCAUAUUCACCCAGUUCAGAAUCAUCCUUGGGGACUUUGACUAUGAUGGCAUUGAGAGAGCCAACAGAGUGCUGGGGCCGAUAUAUUUCUUCACUUAUGUGUUCUUUGUCUUCUUCGUCUUACUGAACAUGUUCCUGGCCAUUAUUAAUGACACCUAUUCAGAGGUCAAGGAGGAGUUGGCAUCCCAGACAGAUGAUGUCCAGAUUACGGAUAUCAUUAAACAGAGUUACAUGAAGACUUUCAUGAAACUGAAACUCAAAAAGGAGAAGAUUACCGAUGUCCAAAAGGCCCUUCGAUCUGGCUCUGAGGAACUGGAGUUCAAAGACUUCAGAGAGACCCUGAAAGAAAUGGGACAUAAAGACCAUGAGAUUUCAGCAGCUUUUUCCAAGUUUGACAGAGAUGGAAACAAUAUUUUGGACAAGGAUGAACAGGACCGGAUGAAGAAGGAACUGGAGGAGAAGAGGGAUGCACUGAAUGCUGAACUCAAUGACCUUGGCAAGAGCAUGAGCACCACCAGCAAACCCUCUGAGAAUGUGGCUGAAGGCAACAACUCAACUGUCACCCAGGAGGAGUUCCAAAUGCUGGUCAGACAGGUUGUUCAGCUGGAGAGUGCUGUGACCACCAUUAUGUCAAAGAUGGACGCAGUCACGUCAAAACUGGAGACUAAGUGCAGCAACAAAGGGAGCACGGGGAAAGGCUGGAGUGAUGACCAGAGGUCUUCAUCAGAUGCUAGUGAACAGGCCAACGUGGACAAUCGCCUGAAGGAGGGAUCAGCAGCCUGGUGUAUGAGUGGUCCAGAAGGCAGGGCCGCCGCUGCAAAUCGUGUGUAUCCCAACGUAGACCGACUGAAAUGAACGACUCUCAGAAUAAUGGAGUAACCAAGUUAACAGUUCAUCAGAUUAAAUAUAAUAAUAACCAGGGUGCGGAUUUGUCGGAAAACCAGAAGGGGGGAUAUGUUUCAGAUUUUAAGUAAUAUCAAUGGAAUUACAUUAACGUGUGAUUAAAAUCAUGUAUAAAAAGUGGAGCUAUCAAAACCAGAAGGGGGGACAAUCCCCCCACCCCCCGUCAAAACGCACCCUGAUAAUAACAAUAAUAAUAUUAAAUAGCAGGCUGCUCUAAACUACAGCAUUAUGUAAAUAAGAUAAAUUAGUGGCCUUACAUUUGAGGUCCUUUAGCUAUUACUAACACAAAAAAAAUCAAUGUUGAUAUUGCUGAAUGUACAUACAACCUCAUACACAAUGGACAUAUCUGAAUGUAAAGUCAAUGUGUUCCUCUAGGAUGCUGAAAUUAUAGGUCGAAAACAGAUAUGUAGGCCACUAUUGUGUGUCUAGUUAUACUCUAGAGCCUAUAGCCUACUCUGUAUUGAAAUAUUUACUUUUAUUGAAACGUUUGGAGCUAAAGCCUUCAAUAAUGAGGAAAAAUAUUUGCUCAGUGUUUUCCUGUGGAGCACACGCUGCUAAUCUUAUAUUAUUGAAUGCCCUUGAUUCAACAAACCUAUGUAGGACCUAUGUGAACAUUGAUGUACUACAAUAGACAUGUAGACUUGAAAGAACUUGUCAUGACUUAAAUGUCUGUAAAUGAAUGCACUCAGCAUGGUGCAUUGUGGUACUUUGUGUUGUGUAGCUUUAGAUUACAUGUUGGAAAAUGUCCUACUGUGAAACUAAUGUGUAAGACCUUAU
Engraulis encrasicolus (European anchovy) is the source of this 3401-nucleotide messenger RNA. RefSeq names its product polycystic kidney disease 2-like 1 (gene pkd2l1). The record is from RefSeq and is a predicted model, not a curated record. NCBI's taxonomy places the organism in Eukaryota, Metazoa, Chordata, Actinopteri, Clupeiformes, Engraulidae. Gene Ontology annotation, cellular component: membrane. Gene Ontology annotation, molecular function: calcium-activated potassium channel activity; calcium channel activity; sodium channel activity. The transcript has 15 exons. Gene Ontology annotation, biological process: detection of mechanical stimulus; potassium ion transmembrane transport. Bases 48 to 2576 code for a protein of 842 amino acids.